Parasteatoda tepidariorum (common house spider) is the source of this 2739-nucleotide messenger RNA. NCBI's taxonomy places the organism in Eukaryota, Metazoa, Arthropoda, Arachnida, Araneae, Theridiidae. The record is from RefSeq and is a predicted model, not a curated record.
AUGAAUUUGAUCACCUUUGCUUCGAGAACUUUUCUGUAUUGUGUGGUUUUAAGAGUUGCAUUAUCCUCCACGUUUUCCAUACAAAAGGAAACUCAAUAUGACUUUAAUAAUCUCAAACACAAAACUCUUCAUCACAAUAAUGAAACAGAUAAUGAUGAUAAGCGAAACAAUGACAAAUAUUUACACAAAAACGUCGAUGAAAUCUGGGGGCAAAAUGAGAUUCCCACAUUAAAACACAAUAGUGUCAAAAUUAAGAAUGGCACGAGUAACAACAAUACAGAGGCUUUGGAUUACGCCGAUGAAUUGUUUUCGUAUCAUCGACUUUUAUCAGAGUCUAGUAACCGGAUAUUGCAAACGUAUGAAAGUGAUUCAAAAAGGAAGGAAUUGGUUAAUAGAAAUGGAAAAAUUCCAACUGAUAUUGUAAAGAAACUUGGUGAUGCAGUGAUAGAUCUAUCGUUAGAAGAUCAGGACAAGGUCAUUUACAUACCUGUUUAUGAACAAGAAAAUCCUGGAAACUACAAUAGUGUGCCAAAUCAGAAGAAAAUCAAGCAAAAUAACGAAAAUCAAUAUAAGAAAGCAGAAAUUGGGAAGAAAAUAGUAGGGUUUAUUGGUGUAGUUCUUGUUGGAAAAAAUAAAGACAAAAACAGUGCAUCUGGAGGAAAACACAUGCCUCCAACCGAAAAUAUGAAGAGUGUUCAUCAGCAACAUCAAAUCCCUUUUCCAAAUAAUUAUCAGCAUUUAUCUCUAGGACUUGCAAAUAAUCAUAAUGGCCACAUGAAGAGUGUUCAUCAGCAACAUCAAACCCCUUCUCCAAAUAAUUAUCAGCAUUCAUCUCCAGGACUUACAAAUAAUUAUAAUGGCCAUGUGAAGAGUGUUCAUCAGCAACAUCAAACCCCUUCUCCAAAUAAUUAUCAGCAUUCAUCUCCAGGACUUAGAAAUAAUCAUAAUGGCCAGAUGAAGAGUGUUCCUCAACAACAUCAAACCCCUUCUCCAAAUAGUUAUCAGCAUUCAUCUCUAGGACUUACCAAUAAUCAUAAUGGCCAUCGAAAUUCAGUCAAUGAUGUUAAAAAUACUUGGAACAUACCAAUUUCCGAAGAUCAAGGUUGGAAGAUUUCGCUUGUAACUCCAAACUCUCAUGGUAUAACUACAUCACAUGGGCUUACAGCGAAGGAUCAAGUUAUUUGGGGAUCAAGACACCAAGAAUCGAGUAAAAAGGGCUUAAGAAAUUUGGUACCUGGACAAAAUGUACAAUUAAACCAAAAAAAGAAUAUGGAUAACAUUAUGAAUACGAAUUUCAACAGUAAACUAAAUGUUCCAAAUAAUAGACCUAUUCCUGAAAAUCCAUUAUUUCCAAAUCGCAUGAGAGGUAAUCGAAUGAGAGGCAAAUCAUUGAAUAGCCCAAGUAUGGGACAUGGGAUGACCACUAAUAAUAAAAAGCAAUAUCAAACUCAUAAACCUCAAAUAAAUUCCCAAAAUUUUGAUAAAAAUAAAAACCAGUUUAAAUCCCACGGAUUUCAAAUGAAAUCUCAGAAUAAUGAUCAAAUUAAAACUCACAUGCUCGAUGGAAAAAGAACCAAUGUGUUUGAGUCUAAAAACGCUGAUAAAAGCUAUCAGCAAUUUCAAUAUGGAUUACUACCCCAACAAUACAGUAGUAACAUGCAAAAUGCGCAGGACACAGAUAUCGAUAAAGCAUUCAAAGCAGCUGGUAUUUAUCUAAAUAAUCAGAAUAACGUAGGUGUACAAUCCAGAAGCUUUACACCCGAAAACGUCAGAUUCGACAGCGAUCCAAGAUAUUUUCAUCAUAGAUCGGAGGAAAUAAAUAAAAAUUCAGACAAUAUAAGACCAACAACAGACCAACGAUAUAAUGCAUUGUUUCAUGAACGUAAUAAUAAUUUUAACGUGGCCAAAAUGGCUACGAUUCCUACUUAUCGAGAACAAAAUAUUAAGCACAGAAUACCUAAGUUUUAUUCCAAUUUUACUUACAUGAACAAUAUCGGAAGCACAAACACAAAUUUUUCUGGAAAAUCGCUCGAAGUAGAAAACGGACAAUUCGUAACACUUCCACUGGAUGAAAAUAGUUGGAAGGUUAUAAAAAAGAAUAACAAUUCUUAUGAAUUAGAAAGAACUAUACCCGAUUCUAUUUCUAAAACGGCACCUUUUGCUUUUAACGCACAAAACAACGAUCAAUUCCAUCAACAAAGUUUUCAAAACUCACCUCCCAAUCACGGAAUAAGCCCAGAAUAUUUUGAUGUUAAAAGUGCGGUGUUUAACGGACAGCAAAUAAAAUUCCUCAACAACGACAUGGAUUUAAAUCCAUUGUACAAUUCUAAAGAAAUUUAUAAGAUACCAUCAGAUCGAAUUCGAAAACAGUUUCCAGAACUAAAAACUAACAAGCAAACCGAAGAAGCUCUUCUGUUUUCUGGAUUCAACAAUGGAGGCUGGAUUCCAAGUAAAACUGAUGAUAAUAAUCAAAAGGACAGAGAUUUGCAACAGUUCAGUGGUGCUGAAAAACGCGUCACGGAUGGAAAUUCUAAGAGUGAAUCCAAUUUGUCAAGAUUCACUGGCAAAAACAAAUUCAAUUACGAUAACAGCAUUAAUGCGCGUAUAAAAAACAAUAAUAAUGAAAAAAAUGGUGAGCUGAAGAACAAUAGUGACAAAAGUGAAAAGAAAAAUGUAUCUAAUAAUAGUGAAGUCGAUGGAGCUGAUCCAAAUGGAUUCGGCGGGGAAAGUUUUUGGUGA